Molecule: messenger RNA, 4108 nt
Organism: Oncorhynchus keta (chum salmon)
Lineage: Eukaryota; Metazoa; Chordata; Actinopteri; Salmoniformes; Salmonidae
Product: formin-like protein 1
Exons: 26
Coding region: 549-3758 (1069 amino acids)
Biological process (GO): regulation of cell shape; cell migration; cortical actin cytoskeleton organization
Cellular component (GO): cytosol
Molecular function (GO): actin filament binding; small GTPase binding
Source: RefSeq, a predicted model, not a curated record
CAACGACUGCGUCAAACUCCCCUCUCCUUCCUGUAACACCCGUGCCCCGCCUGUCUGUGAUGAGCUCACUGUAGGAACUAUGAACAAUUAAAUAGUAAAAACAACAUCUUGCUUCAACAGGCGCCACUUUUCAGGUUUCAACUUGUUCCGAUUUUUUUUCCCAGUAACACCUGUUGUCCAGCAGAGAGUGAGGACAGUGGAGGAGAUACGGGAUUAGGAGGAAAGAUGUUGCUCCAUCAAACAUCCUCACCUCAGGACCAAGACAAUUGCAGUAGGCCAGUGGUUGUUCUAUCCACCCGCCUAAUCUCCUAGAGACGUUGAAGGACCAAGGAUUCCAAGACCUGUUUUUAUUCACCUUCUCUCUUUUUUGGGGAAAUUCAUCGGACUGCCCUACAUUGGAACAAACUAGCUACCUUUUUCAGUGUGGACAGGUUUGCAGACAUCUGCGUUGGGGUUUCAGUCUGUUUUGGAGUCAGGCCUAUUAGCACUUCCAGAUAAAAGAGUGUGUUUUUUGAACCUUUCCCCUGGAUUACCUGUUCAGGUUGGUGAUGGGGAAUGCCGUGGGGGGAAUAGAGCAGGCAGAUGGCAGGGAGGCCAAGCACUCUGUGGGGUCAGGAACGGGCCUGAGUGACCCCACCCCGACCCUGCAGAAGAAGCAGCCUGCUCCCCCCAAGCUGCCCGUGCCUCCAGAGGACGAGCUGGAGGAGCGCUUCAGUGUGGUUCUGAGCUAUAUGAACUUGCCUCCAGACAAGCUGAAGCUGUUGAGUCAGUAUGACAAUGACAAGAAGUGGGAGCUGAUCUGUGAUCAGGAGCGGUUCCAAGUGAAGAACCCUCCCUCUACCUAUCUGACCAAGAUCAAAAGCUUCUAUCAGGACCAAGGAGGAGUGACCCGCAGGUUCAAGAGGCGGGUCCAGGAGUCCACCCAGGUAUUGAGAGAGCUGGAGAUCUCCCUCCGCACUAAUCAUAUUGGCUGGGCCCAGGAGUUUCUGAAUGAGGAGAACCAGGGUUUGGAUGUACUGGUGGAUUACCUGUCCUACGCCCAGUGUGACGCUUCGUUUGAGUUGGAGGGUGCUGAGAAUGGGGGAACACUGUCAGAGAGAGGGAAGCCAGUGGAGAGAUCCAUGGAGGACCUGAAUAAGAGUGCAGGAAGCUCCCCUACACACGGCAUGACCAGAGCAGCCCGCGCCCUCACCGUACGAAUAACCUCUCUGGCCCAGAGUAGGAGAACUCAGAAGAUCUCUCGAUUGGCCAGUCAGAGGGACGACGUCCAUGUGUGCAUCAUGUGUCUGCGUGCCAUCAUGAACUACCAGUCGGGCUUCAACCAAGUUAUGACUCACCCACGCUGCGUCAACGAGAUCACUCUCAGUCUCAACAACAAGAACCCCAGAACCAAAGCCCUGGUGUUGGAGCUGUUGGCUGCUGUGUGUCUUGUGAGGGACGGUCAUGACAUCAUUCUCGCCGCCUUCGACAACCUCAAGGAGGUGAGCGGAGAGAAGAACCGCUUUGAGAAACUGAUGGAGUACUUUAGCAACGAUGACAGCAACAUUGACUUCAUGGUGGCCUGCAUGCAGUUCAUUAACAUUGUGGUGCAUUCGGUGGAGAAUAUGAACUUCCGUGUGCACCUGCAAUAUGAGUUCACUCACCACGGACUGGACCAGUACCUAGAGUCUCUGAAGCUGACGGAGAGUGAGAAGCUGCAGGUUCAGAUUCAGGCCUACCUGGACAACGUGUUUGAUGUGGGGGCUCUGCUGGAGGAUGCAGAGAACAGGGGCGGGGUGCUGGAGCAUGUGGACGAACUGCGGGAGCACAACUCACAGCUGAGUGCCAGGCUAGAGGAGAUUGAGAGCCAGUCUGCAGAGAGGAUGGCUGAACUGGGGAAACAGCUCCUCCAAGCCACCAAGGAGACAGAGCUGCUCAAGGAGAGCCUGCGGGACUCCUGUUCCCAGGUCAGUUCUCUGCAGCAGAGAGAGAGGGAGAGGGAGAUGAGCCAGGAGAGGGAGCGGGAUAGAGAGCGUCUAAGCCAGCCAUCCUCUGAGCUGGAACUCAAGGUGCAGGAGCUGCAGGACCGAGGGCUGAUCCGCCUGGGACGCACCCCCUCUGGGGCCCUAGACCUCCAGGUGGUGCCUGUCACCAUCAUCGAGUACGCCCCCGCCCCAGCCUCUGAGCCCCUGCUCAGCUCCACUGGUCCCACUGCCCCUGGCCUAGCUGCUCCCCCACCCCCUCCACCACCUCCUCCUCCUCCUCCCCCACAUGGCUCCGGUGGCCCACCUCCCCCUCCUCCGCCCCCUCCUCCCGGUGGAGGUCCGCCCCCACCUCCUCCUCCACCCGGCGCAGGACCUCCUCCCCCACCAGGAGGCCCACCUUCUGGAGACAGCCAAGCCGGAGGUAAAAGCAGGAAACCCAUCCAGACUAAGUUCCGGAUGCCUUUGCUCAACUGGCAGGCACUGAAGCCCAACCAGGUGACUGGCACGGUCUUCCACGAGCUGGACGACGAGCAGGUCUUAGGGGAGCUGAACAUGGAGGCGUUUGAGGAGCAGUUUAAGACCAAGGCCCAGGGUCCUCCAGCAGCUCUGUCCACUCUUAAGGUCAAGGUGGCCCAGAAGGCACCCAGCAAGGUCAACCUGAUCGAGGGCAACAAGGCCAAGAACCUGGCCAUCACGCUACGCAAGGGAGGCCGGAGCCCCGCAGACAUCUGCACAGCUAUCGAGACGUAUGACCAGCAGGCAUUGGGGCUGGACUUCCUGGAGCUGCUGGAGAGGUUUGUCCCGUCAGACUACGAGCUGAAGCUCCUCCAGAACUACGAGAAGGAGGGCCGUCCGCUGGAUGAUCUGGCAGAGGAGGACCGCUUCAUGAUGCGCUUUGGGAAGAUCCCCCGUCUGGCCCAGCGAAUCAGCACCCUCACCUUCAUGGGCAACUUCCCCGAGAGUGUCAAACGUCUGCAGCCGCAACUGAACUCCAUGAUCACAGCAUCCAUGUCCAUUAAGUCCUCAGCCAAGCUGAAGAAGAUGUUAGAGAUCAUCCUAGCCUUUGGGAACUACAUGAACAGCAGUAAGAGGGGUGCAGCCUAUGGGUUCCGCCUGCAGAGUCUGGACCUGCUGCUGGACACCAAGUCUACUGACCGGUCCCAGACCCUGCUACACUUCAUAUCCAGCAUCGUCCAGGAGAAAUACCCCGAGCUCAACAACUUCCACACUGAGCUGCACUUUGUGGACAAGGCUGGCCUAGUGUCUCUGGACAGUAUUCUUCAGGAUAUCCGCUCUCUGGAGAGAGGAAUGGAAGUGACCAAGAAGGAGUUCCUGGUGCAGGAAGACAACACAGUGCUGAAGGACUUUGUCAAGACAAACAGUGAAUUACUGGACUCAUUACUCAAAGACAGCAAGACCGCUCAGGAGGCGUAUGGCUCAGUGGUGGAGUAUUUUGGAGAGAACCCCAAGACCACACAACCCUCCAUGUUUUUCCCUCCGUUUGUCCGCUUCAUGAAGGCCUAUAAGCAAGCAGAGAAGGAUAAUGAACAGAAGAAGAGACUGGAGGCCCAGAGCAGUGAGAAUCAAGCAGAGUCUCCCUCCCCUAGAAAGAAAGAGGCUGCAGGACACAAGUCUCCCAUGAUGCCCAAGAUGGACCUGAUAGCGGAGCUGAAGAAGAGGCAGGUGAAGCCUCAGGUGAAGGAUGGGGCCCUGGAGGACAUCAUCACAGACCUGAGGAACUCACCGUUCAGAGCAACAGAUGGACGGAGACCAGCACAGCGUCAAGACACCUGAACAACCCCAGACCCCACAACUCCACUGAGAUGGCUGUACACACUCAAUGUCAAAGUGUGUGCAUACACAGAACACAAAUACAUACCUGUAUUGUACAUACACAAUACACCUACGUUAGCACUGAAGAUUAUAUGGCCUUUUACCUAACAAUACACAUUUAAACAACAGUAUGAAUUGACUCUGUCAAUAGAACAGAGUUUAAGCUACACGUCAUGAGCAAAUGUGUAACAUAGAAAUACAUUGAUGCGUUUUUAUCCAUUUAGCUUUUUAAAAUAACUUUGAAUGUUUUGUUUUCCCGUUCAUCUUUGAAUGAGUACAUUUAUUAAAUUAAAAAAACAAGAUUCACAUUA